Drechmeria coniospora is the source of this 654-nucleotide messenger RNA. RefSeq names its product putative ras superfamily KREV-1 protein. The coding region runs from base 1 to 654 and encodes 217 amino acids. The record is from RefSeq and is a predicted model, not a curated record. Gene Ontology annotation, biological process: signal transduction. The transcript has 6 exons. Gene Ontology annotation, molecular function: GDP binding; GTPase activity; GTP binding. Gene Ontology annotation, cellular component: plasma membrane. NCBI's taxonomy places the organism in Eukaryota, Fungi, Ascomycota, Sordariomycetes, Hypocreales, Ophiocordycipitaceae.
AUGGCACCGCGAUCCCACAAAACGGCGAGGAUCCCAGACCUCGACGCAUCUGUCGGCCGUGACGAUGCUCAUAUCAUCUCGUUAUGUACAGCCCAAUUCGUUCACAACGAGUGGAUCGAGAGCUAUGACCCGACCAUCGAGGACUCGUAUCGUACCCAACUACAAGUCGAUGGCCGCCAAGUCGUGCUCGAGAUCCUCGACACCGCCGGUACAGAGCAGUUUGUCGCCAUGCGAGAGCUGUACAUGAAGACCGGCCAGGGAUUUCUACUCGUCUUCAGCAUCACGUCUCCCUCAUCUCUCGCAGAACUGGCCGGCCUGCGCGAGCAGAUUGUCCGCAUCAAGGACGACGAAAACGUUCCCAUCGUAAUUGUCGGCAACAAGGCUGACUUGGAGGACACCCGCGUCAUCCCCCGGGCAAAGGGCUUCUCCAUCUCGCAGAAGUGGGGGGCCCCCUACUACGAGUCAAGCGCGAGGGCACGGACCAAUGUCGACGAGGUCUUUGUAGAUCUGUGUCGCCAGAUGCUUCGGAAGGAUGACGCCUAUCUCAAAUCAGGAUUCGACGAGGGGGGGUUCGGAUGCGAUGAGCGCGAUGCGCAGAAACGCCGCCGGCGCAUGCGGCUCCGGGAUCACAACCCUCAGUGCGUUAUCCUCUGA